ACCAUUUUCAACCCACAAAAAUCGAGUUGGAUUGAAUUUCCAAUAAAUUACUCAAAAAAUAGUCAAAAUCAAGCCUCAUCAACUUUUUUUUUUUCUCCUCUUUGAUUCUUAUUGAAAUGGCUAGGUUGAUGAAGAAUCCAAGAAUUUGUGCUAUUUUCUUUCUCAUUUUGGUAUUGGGGGAUUUGAGCUCCAAUGCUGAAGCUAAGGCAUUCUUUGUGUUUGGAGACUCAUUGGUGGAUAAUGGCAACAACAACUACUUGGCCACCACUGCGAGGGCGGACUCGCCGCCCUACGGCAUCGACUACCCGUCGCACCGCCCCACCGGCCGCUUCUCCAACGGCCUCAACAUUCCCGAUAUCAUCAGUGAAACAAAUGGAUGGGAAGCAACAUUGCCAUACCUGAGCCCAGAGCUUACUGGGCAGAAAUUGCUGGUUGGUGCCAACUUUGCUUCUGCUGGAGUUGGAGUAUUAAAUGACACAGGAAUCCAAUUUGUGAACAUUAUUAGAAUAUAUCAACAACUGAACUACUUCAAACAGUACCAGCAGAGAUUGAGUCAAAUCAUUGGGCAACAAGAGACUAAAAGACUUGUGAAGGAAUCACUAGUCUUGAUUACUUUAGGUGGAAAUGAUUUUGUCAACAACUAUUAUUUGGUGCCUUUCUCCAUCAGGUCUCAGCAGUAUUCCCUUGAAGACUAUGUGCCAUAUGUCAUUUCCGAAUACAAAAAAGUCUUGCAGAGGUUGUACGAACUCGGGCCCCGACAGGUUCUUGUGACGGGGACCGGGCCGUUGGGAUGUGUCCCGGCAGAAUUGGCCCAACACAGCAGGAAUGGGGAAUGUGCAGGUGAAUUGAUGAGGGCUGCAUCACUUUUCAACCCUCAAUUGGUUCAAAUGAUUAAUGAACUCAACAACGAAGUUGGUGGGAAUGUGUUCAUUGCAGCCAACACCAAUCAAAUGCAUCUCGACUUCAUCUCCAACCCUCAACAAUUUGGAUUUGUAACCUCAAAGAUAGCAUGUUGCGGACAAGGUCCGUACAACGGGUUGGGUCUCUGCACGCCGCUCUCAAACCUCUGUCCGAACCGAGAUUUAUACGUAUUUUGGGAUCCGUUCCACCCAUCUGAACGAGCCAACAGAAUAAUAGUCCGACAAAUCUUGACCGGAUCCAACACCUACAUGCACCCGAUGAACCUUAGCACGAUCUUGGCUAUGGAUUCACGGGCCUAAGGAAAAAGCCUGGUUCUAGAGGCUAUUUUUGGAGGCAUGGAAAUUUCAAAAAAUUAAAAUUCUAUGCCUCUAAAAAUAGUAGGUUCAAUUUAUUUUUCAUUUUCGUUUCCAAAACUAGCCCUUAUCAUCACGGGCCAACUUCAAUUGUACCCUAGUUAUAAUUUGUGUGCUUUUCUUUUCUUUUAAUUAAUUUGUAAGGAUAUAUUAUGGGCGACUUUUCGGAAUAAUUCAAUAUGAAUUUUCAGGAAAUUGUUUUUCUGAGUGAAAUUUCUUUUGGGUUA
This is a messenger RNA of Salvia miltiorrhiza (redroot sage), 1501 nucleotides long. Its product is annotated as GDSL esterase/lipase At5g33370-like. Gene Ontology annotation, molecular function: hydrolase activity, acting on ester bonds. The transcript is spliced from 5 exons. The record is from RefSeq and is a predicted model, not a curated record. Bases 117 to 1220 code for a protein of 367 amino acids. Lineage: Eukaryota; Viridiplantae; Streptophyta; Magnoliopsida; Lamiales; Lamiaceae.